Phaethon lepturus (White-tailed tropicbird) is the source of this 985-nucleotide messenger RNA. RefSeq names its product ras-related C3 botulinum toxin substrate 1. The coding region runs from base 1 to 660 and encodes 219 amino acids. Gene Ontology annotation, biological process: regulation of actin cytoskeleton organization; actin filament organization; cortical cytoskeleton organization. The record is from RefSeq and is a predicted model, not a curated record. Gene Ontology annotation, molecular function: protein kinase binding; GTPase activity; GTP binding. Gene Ontology annotation, cellular component: cytoplasmic vesicle; cell projection; cytoskeleton. Lineage: Eukaryota; Metazoa; Chordata; Aves; Phaethontiformes; Phaethontidae. The transcript is spliced from 7 exons.
AUGCGUGGUUCUAUAAAUACAUUGAUUCCUGGAUGGUACCGGGAAGCAAUAGGGGACUCGGUGCUGUCUUUUCUUGGGGAGCUAAGACAGCAAGUUGUCCUUGUGGGGGAGGUGGAUGCUGUAGGUAAAACAUGCCUACUCAUCAGUUACACAACCAAUGCAUUUCCUGGGGAAUAUAUACCCACUGUUUUCGACAACUACUCUGCUAAUGUAAUGGUUGACGGAAAACCAGUCAAUCUGGGUUUGUGGGAUACAGCUGGUCAAGAGGACUAUGACAGAUUACGUCCACUCUCCUAUCCACAAACAGAUGUCUUCUUAAUCUGCUUUUCCCUCGUGAGUCCCGCUUCCUUUGAAAAUGUCCGUGCUAAGUGGUAUCCUGAGGUGCGGCACCACUGCCCCAACACCCCCAUCAUUUUGGUGGGUACCAAACUUGAUCUCCGGGAUGACAAGGACACUAUUGAAAAACUGAAGGAGAAGAAGCUGACUCCUAUCACCUACCCACAGGGCCUUGCCAUGGCAAAAGAGAUUGGUGCAGUGAAAUACCUAGAAUGCUCAGCACUUACACAGCGAGGCCUCAAGACAGUGUUUGAUGAAGCUAUCCGAGCAGUUCUGUGCCCCCCUCCUGUAAAGAAGAGGAAGAGAAAAUGUCUGCUGCUGUAAAUGUUCCCCUCCCCCACCCCACUCCAAACCCUGUGCUCUGCUCAGAACAAUGGAGCAUUCACACUCAAUGCCAAGUUUUUCUGUUAUAAAUUAGUUCUUUUCCAUAAAUUCUUGAACCAAUCAACAAUUCUAUGGUUUCAUUUGUUUAAAGUCUGAAAGUUACCUUGCAUUCUUCUAAAAGCAAACUCCUGAAAAGACAAAAAACCUAUGUAAAGCCUUAUUUUUAAAAUCCUGUUCUUGCUCAAUUAAGUGUUGCCAAACUAUCUGCUGAACUAAGUUGCGUCGUUGUGCUACAAACACUAAGCACUAAACUGUUUUUUAAAGA